UUCCUUUUCUUUUUUUUUCUUCUUCUUCUUUUGUUUAUAUCGUAAUAAAUAGAAAUGUCUAGAUCUUUAACACCUCCUAUUAAUGAUGAAUACACUGCUUUUACGAAAAAAUCAAGACAUGGUCAUGGAAAAGAUGUAGUUGAUACAAACAAUAUUAGACAAGUUGCUGGAUGUAUACCUCUAGACUUGAAUAAUCAGCGUGUACUACUUAUUUCCAGCAGAAAAAAUGAGGAUGCUUGGGUUUUGCCUAAAGGUGGCUGGGAAACUGAUGAAACUCAAAAGCAUGCUGCUCAAAGAGAAACAUGGGAAGAGGCAGGCGUGAAAGGCACGAUUACAAAGAGUUUAGGUAUCUUUGUAGAAUACAAGAAAAAGAAAGGCGUAAAAGCACAUCAUUGGAUAUUUGAAAUGAAUAUUGAAGAAAUUGCAAAAAAAUUUCCAGAAAAGAAGAAACGAGAGAGAAGAUGGUUUACAUUUAAAGAAGCCUUGAUUGCUACACAGAACCACCCUUAUAUUCAACAAGCACUUUUCAAGUCAAGUUUAAAUCCUAAUAAUCGACCUCUUUCUCCAAGGAUUUCACUUGAAGAAACUAAUUCUAAACAAAUGGACGAAGUUCCUCAACAAAUAAACAAGCGUACAUCUGUUAUUAAAUCAAUUAAAUCCAUGCUUUAUUAAAAAUAAUAUCCAUAAUAUAUAGAUUUCACUCUCUAUUUUCUUUCAUUUUGUUCUUUUUUUUUCAUUUUUCUAUUACAUUUUUUUUUACUUCAACAUUACUCUUGUACAUAAAUAAUAAACAGUUUUAGUUUUCUACAUACUCU
Molecule: messenger RNA, 815 nt
Organism: Cokeromyces recurvatus
Lineage: Eukaryota; Fungi; Mucoromycota; Mucoromycetes; Mucorales; Mucoraceae
Product: NUDIX hydrolase domain-like protein
Exons: 2
Coding region: 55-672 (205 amino acids)
Biological process (GO): diphosphoinositol polyphosphate metabolic process; adenosine 5'-(hexahydrogen pentaphosphate) catabolic process; diadenosine pentaphosphate catabolic process
Cellular component (GO): cytoplasm; nucleus
Molecular function (GO): bis(5'-adenosyl)-pentaphosphatase activity; diphosphoinositol-polyphosphate diphosphatase activity; bis(5'-adenosyl)-hexaphosphatase activity
Source: RefSeq, a predicted model, not a curated record